ACAUAAGUUCUUUUUACAGUGUGUCGAUCUCGAACCCAAAUCACCAAAGAUGAAGAGUUAAUUUUCAAUUAAGUGACUUCUAGAAAAACUUGUGAAUUCACCUAAGCUUAAUGAGCUCAUCACUUGUACUUUUCUUAAUCUUUCGCUUACAAAAAGCUAAGCUCACUUCCACUUCAGUGCAUCUUUCGCAGUAAAACAGCUUUCCCACACUUAAUAUAGCAGAAAGAUAUGGAACGCAGGGUUGUUCUUUCUCUCCUCACAUUUGUCAUGCUCUUGUUAAUCAGUGAAAAUAGAGGCUAUGCUAGAGAUAUGAAGCUUCACCAAGAGAGUAUAGAAGAAAAACAACUCGAUCAGCCUUACCUUGAUGGCUGGCUCAAAAACACUCCACUGAAAAAUAAAAAACUCACCCCUAACUCUAAUCCAAGUUAUCUUGAUGGAUGGUUGAAAAACACCCUGGAUCACCAACAUAAAUCAACCCGUAAUUCUAAUUCUGCUUACCUUGAUGGGUGGUUGAAAAAUACUCCUGACGAAAACCAAAAAGCUAUCCACAAUUCCAAUCAAGCUUACCUUGAUGGAUGGUUGAAAGAUACCAAGGAUCAAAAGGAAAAGACUGCACAAAACUCCAAGCAAGUUUACCUUGAUGGAUGGUUAAAAGAUACCCAAGUUGAGAAAGCAAAAUCUACCCCUACAUCCGAUCAAGUUUACCUUGAUGGAUGGUUGAAAAAUACCAAUAAUCAAAAGGUAAAGAGUACCCACAAUUUCAAUCAGGCUUACCUUGAUGGCUGGUUAAAAGAUAGCCAAGUUGAGACAGCAAAACCCACCCCUAUCUCCAAUCAAGCUUACUUUGAUGGUUGGUUGAAAGAAACCAGGGAUCUAAAAGAAAAGACUGCCCACAACUUCAAUCAGGCAUACUUUGACGGCUGGUUAAAAGAUACCCAGGUUGAGAAAGCAAAAUCCACCCACAACUCCAAUCAAGCUUAUCUUGAUGGUUGGUUGAAAGACUCGCACGCAGCAAACUACAAGAAAAUUGGACAAGACUUGACAGAAUCAGACAGCAAACUAUCUUCUAAAGUUGACCAUACAGAGGCAUUCAAGUUAGCUUUUUUUACUCUGGAUGAUCUUUACGUAGGGAAUGUAAUGACCCUGCAAUUUCCUAUCAGAGAAUAUGCUCGCUUCUUGCCAAGAAAAGUAGCUGACUACAUUCCUCUCUCCAAGUCGCAACUACCUAGCCUUCUUCAACUAUUCUCACUCACAAAAGACUCUCCCCAAGGUGAAGAUAUGAAAGACAUAAUUGAUCAAUGUGAGUUUGAACCCACAAAAGGGGAGACCAAGGCCUGUCCCACUUCUUUAGAGUCCAUGCUUGAAUUUGUUCACAGCGUUCUCGGUGCCGAGGCCAGAUAUAACAUUCACACAACUAGCUAUCCGACAACAUCAGGUGUGCGUUUGCAAAACUACACCAUUUUGGAAAUCUCAAAGGAUAUCUAUGCUCCUAAAUGGGUAGCUUGUCACCCUAGACCUUACCCUUAUGCUCUUUACUAUUGCCACUACCUAGACAUAGGCAGUAGGAUCUUCAAAGUUCUUCUAAGGGGUCAAUAUGGAGACAUGAUGGAUGCUUUGGGCAUUUGCCACCUAGACACGUCUGACAUGAAUCCUAAUCAUUUUAUAUUUCAACUACUUGGAAUGAAGCCUGGGGAAGCUCCACUGUGUCAUUUCUUCCCUGUAAAGCACAUUGUAUGGGCGCCACUCCCACCAGAGGCCACCAACUGAACAAGAGGGAACUAGUUUGUAUCUUUGUUAAUCGGUGUCUGUGUCGUUCCCAAUACUUUUCAUGUUGUUGUGAAUUUCUCAGUACUGUAAGGUCUUGUUUCUGUGUACUAAAUAAGGUAUUGUUUGUGUACUAAAUAAGGUUUUGUUGGUCUACUAAAUAAGGUCUGUGUAAUAAAUAAUAAAUAAUUGUGUAUAAAAAUAAACCUUGGUUUGAAGUUUGAA
Molecule: messenger RNA, 1989 nt
Organism: Medicago truncatula (barrel medic)
Lineage: Eukaryota; Viridiplantae; Streptophyta; Magnoliopsida; Fabales; Fabaceae
Product: BURP domain-containing protein 9
Exons: 2
Coding region: 229-1767 (512 amino acids)
Source: RefSeq, a predicted model, not a curated record